Messenger RNA from Sclerotinia trifoliorum, 537 nucleotides. NCBI's taxonomy places the organism in Eukaryota, Fungi, Ascomycota, Leotiomycetes, Helotiales, Sclerotiniaceae. The record is from the annotation of a GenBank genome assembly.
AUGAUUGUGCAAGAGCAAGAGCAAGAGCAUGGGGAGAAAAGGAGAAAAAGGAGAAAAGAAGGAGAAAUAACAGGAUUCAUGAGUUUCAUGCCCACAUUCGAAGAUGGAUUCAAAGUAAUCUAUCUCUACGAAAUCCAUCUCUCCGAAGAAUUACGCGGGUAUAUCCCCCUCUAUUACCCCGUCCUAUUUCCCUAUUUCCCUAUCUCCCUAUUUCCCCAUCUCUAUCUAUACAUUUACCUACUCAAAUCCUACACCUAAGCCCUACACCUACAUAAACACCAACCAACUAACUAACUCAAACACCAACAGCACAGGUCUAGGAACCCACCUCAUGACCCUCCUCACCAGAAUAUCCCACGCAAUUCCCGGCGUUGAAAAAAUUAUGCUGACGUGUUUUGUGGCUAAUAAAGAGGCGUUGGGUUUUUAUAAGAAACUUGGGUUUGAGGUUGAUGAGUAUAGUCCGGGACCGAAGAGGUUGAAGGGGAGGAGGGUGGUGCAGAGUGAUUAUGUUAUUUUGAGUAGGAGGGUUGAGGGGAG